Messenger RNA from Scleropages formosus (Asian bonytongue), 3140 nucleotides. RefSeq names its product cytoplasmic polyadenylation element-binding protein 1-like. Gene Ontology annotation, biological process: negative regulation of cytoplasmic translation. Gene Ontology annotation, cellular component: neuron projection; synapse; nucleus. The record is from RefSeq and is a predicted model, not a curated record. Gene Ontology annotation, molecular function: mRNA regulatory element binding translation repressor activity; ribosome binding; translation factor activity, RNA binding. Lineage: Eukaryota; Metazoa; Chordata; Actinopteri; Osteoglossiformes; Osteoglossidae. The coding region runs from base 178 to 1884 and encodes 568 amino acids. The transcript has 12 exons.
GACGAUCGCGCACGUGCCCCCAAUGUUGCCCUAAUUCCGCCGAGCGGCUCUGCGCUUUAAGUACUUCGCGCUCGCGGCAGCUCGUGCGCCGUGACACCCGGUUGUUUUUUUUGUUGUUGUGCUCGCGCUUCUUUCGUGCUCUCGGACUCUCUCGCGCUCUGACUCUCACCGUGACUCAUGGCGUUUUCCCUGCAGAAAGAUGACCUUGGAUUCCAUGAUCGGUGGGACUCGGAGUCUCCAGCUCUUUCUACCUGCAGCAAUGCAGAUGUCUUCCGCAGAAUGAACACCAUGCUUGGGAACUCCCUAGACUUCACAGGGGUCUGCACCACGCCUGUUACCAAGGGGAAGCAGGAUCACCUCUCGGAGCUGCAGGAUUCGGACACAGCUGCUGCUGGGAGCAGGAUGCUCUUCCCCAGCGGUGGCCAGGACUCUUCCUCCCGGGUCCUGCCUGACAUUAAUGACUUGGGCCUGGGACUACAUUCUCUCCACCUUUCUGGGUGGGACCGCCCAUGGAGUAGCCAGGACACAGAGCCUUCAGCCCAGACCAGCAGCCCCUCCAUGUUUGGUAUGCUUGGUAGACCCCUGGGAAACAUGCUGAGCAAGCCUCCAGGCCUCCCCUCCCAUAAGCCCCAGGGGGCAGCAGACUUUCUGGAUAAAUUCCCUGGCAUGGCUCGGAUGAACUCCCGGUUGGAUUCACGCUCCCUCCUGGACUCCCGCUGCAGUAGCCCUGCGGACUCUGAGACAAGUGGCUUCAGUUCCAGCUCAGACCAUCUCUGUGAUCUCCUUUCCUCCCUUAGGGUCUCUCCUCCACUGCCCCUGCUGAUGUCCAACAUACAAAAGGAUCCACUGAAGCUUGGCCUGAGUCCUCGACUGGAUCAAGACAGCUCCCCACUGGCUGCCUCACCCUCACCAGCCAUGACUUCGAGCACUCUCUCCAAGCGUUGGCCUGGAGCAUCUGUGUGGCCCAGUUGGGACCUUCUGGAGACUCCUGAUGACCCUUUCAGUAUUGAGAGGGAGGCACGGCUGCACCGGCAGGCUGCAGCUGUGAAUGAAGCCACCUUUACUUGGAGUGGACAGCUUCCUCCCAGGAACUACAAAAAUCCCCUCUACUCCUGCAAAGUCUUCCUUGGGGGUGUUCCCUGGGACAUUACUGAAGCUGGCCUGAUCAACACAUUCAGUAGCUACGGCCCUCUGACUGUGGAGUGGCCGGGUAAGGAUGGCAAGCACCCUCAUUGCCCUCCUAAAGGUAAUAUGCCCAAAGGGUAUGUGUACCUGGUGUUUGAGUCGGAGAAGUCUGUCCGAGGCUUGCUCCAAGCUUGCAACCAAGACCUGCUGCACCCAGAGAACUACAGCGAGUACUACUUCAAGAUGUCCAGCCGGAGGAUGCGCUGCAAGGAUGUACAAGUCAUCCCUUGGGUGAUCUCAGACAGCAAUUAUGUGCGCUGCCCUUCCCAGCGCCUGGAUCCCAGCAAGACUGUAUUUGUGGGUGCUCUUCAUGGCAUGCUCAAUGCUGAGGCUCUUGCCAGCAUUAUGAAUGACCUUUUUGGGGGUGUUAUGUAUGCUGGCAUUGAUACAGACAAGCACAAGUAUCCAAUUGGAUCUGGGCGUGUAACCUUCAGCAACCAGCGCAGUUACUUGAAGGCUGUGAGUGCAGCAUUUGUGGAGAUCAAAACCCCCAAGUUCACAAAGAAGGUCCAAAUUGAUCCAUAUCUGGAGGAUUCAAUGUGCCAGGUGUGCAGUCGGCAGCCCGGUCCAUUCUUUUGUAGAGACCAGGCCUGUUUUAAGUACUACUGCCGCUCCUGUUGGCACUGGCAGCACUCCAUGGACAUCUUGAGCAACCACCGGCCGCUGAUGCGCAACCAGAAGAACCGUGACUCCAGCUAGGCACCUGCAACUGCAGUGGAUAACCUAUUAGGCCACUGCCCCUCCUAUCACUCACAGGGAGCAUGGCUGUAGUGAGGGAGAGGCCAGCACUCUCCCUGCUGUCCCACAGGGAUGGAGCACGAUACCACAUCCACCUGGGCUUGUGUGGCGGGGGGGACACUGUAGAAAGUUCACUAUUGCACUUGCUAUUUUUUGCAGUUUCCUUGUUCACAAUAGCACUAUGCACAGUGACGAGUUGGGAUGACAGGCCCCACUAGCCAGGCGCAGCACUUGCUGCCCAACUGGGUGAUUCAGGCCAGGGCUCAGAAGGUAUUGAUGGGGAAAAUGCCUUCUUGAUUUUUAGAGCAUUUUUUUUUCCCUCAGUUUUCCAUGCCUUGCAUAUUGCCAAAGGAUCAUGCAGGCUUCAUUGCCUUUCACAUUGGGGAAUGCCAUACAGUGCCUUUUUCAAUUGGGUUUUUGUCCCUUCAGUAGGCCUGCCUUAUUUCUCUGGCAACCCACUGGUGUUUUACUUUGCAACUGGUUUAAAUGAGGCCCAACUCAUCUUCCAGACAUUUUUACGCAGUUUUUUACUAAUUUUUACACGGUUUUAAGUCGUGACAUGGAGAAAAAUUUAAGAAUACUACCUGGCGGCUUUUUAAUUUUUUCUUCCCCUUGAGAUUUUUCUUUUUUUGGGGCCUUUUUCCUCCUCCCCACGCCCCCCCACCCAAUCUACUUAUCGGGCACAAAUGAAGGUGUGAAGCAUUGCUCUGCUUGCAUAGGCAGUCCAGUUACUUCCAGCAGCCCUGCUGGAUGCCUUUGCGGUUUGGGUUACCCUUGUGUUCAACCCACUGACUAAUGGAUACAGACCUUGACCUUGGAGAUUAGUGUACAUAGUUUUAAUUUGCACUUUUUAAUUUGCACAUGGAAGAGGUGAUGGUGGUUUUAAUCACUCAUUUUUGUACAUCAACAGAAGGGCGGGUGUUAUGUCUUCAUUGGCUUGGCUUGUUUUCCUGUUGAUUGUAGAACUAACUUCAUGUAUGAGGAGCCCAUAGACCAGGCUUUUCCUACCUCUCCUUACUUCCUGAUGUCUCAUAGCUCUGUUCAAUCUGUGAAGCUGUGUGCUGAACUGUGCUGGUUUUCCAUGCUGAGUCUGCUAUGGUUGCCUAGCCCAGCAGCUUUUUAGAGUUCUGUAAGUCUACCUCAUUGUUUGCAAACUCUGCUGCAGUUACCUACAGAUGUGGAGUAUGUUCUGAUUGGGCACAAUAAAAGUGGUGAAG